Molecule: messenger RNA, 441 nt
Organism: Dibothriocephalus latus
Lineage: Eukaryota; Metazoa; Platyhelminthes; Cestoda; Diphyllobothriidea; Diphyllobothriidae
Source: the annotation of a GenBank genome assembly
AUGGAAAAACUGGAUCUCAACGGAGAUGGCAUAAUUACACUAGGAGAGUACAAAGUUGCACUAAACAUAUCAAGUCAGCCCAUGGAUGCGUGGAAAGAGAUGUUUAAAGACAUUGACAAAGACGGAGGCGGAACAGUCAGUAUCAAAGAGUUGAAGGACUUCCUUCGUCAAACCGGUUCUGAAAACUUGGAAGAAACCGGACUUAAUGCGAAGAAAGUACACGAAUCCACCCUGUUCGGAUGGAGGAAACUCCUCAACUUGAUAGAUGUAGGCAAAUCGGAAGAAAUCGAAGCUGCAGAACUGGUUCUGACUUUAGAGCACUCCGCCAGUUGGCAGUUCUUGCCGGCUGUCAAGGAUUGGAUCAAAAAGUAUGAUACGAACCGUAAUGGGAAAUUGCAAUACAAGGAGUCCCUCAAGGUCGUCGUCUCCACGGAAUGCUAA